Messenger RNA from Trematosphaeria pertusa, 1004 nucleotides. RefSeq lists its product as uncharacterized. The transcript has a single exon. The record is from RefSeq and is a predicted model, not a curated record. Gene Ontology annotation, molecular function: acyltransferase activity, transferring groups other than amino-acyl groups. NCBI's taxonomy places the organism in Eukaryota, Fungi, Ascomycota, Dothideomycetes, Pleosporales, Trematosphaeriaceae. Bases 89 to 859 code for a protein of 256 amino acids.
GACGCAGCCUUAACAGCGGCUCCAAGCCGAGCUGGGUGUCUGACGCUCCAUUACCACUCCCGUUCUGCUUCCGCUCUCAUCUUUCAUCAUGGUCGGCACACCACAGCAUACGCGGGCAGAUUCGAAGGGGGUCGUCGUCGAGCCUGUCAGCAGUCCCCGUGACCUAAAUCAAGUUUACUUCUGCGUAAGCGAAGCUUUCGGUAGCCAGGCCCGCGACGCCGUCUGGUUGGUCCUGAACCCGGGAUGGGACACGCCUCAGGGCCAAAAGGACGGCGCGGCCAAACUCACCAAACGCUGGAUGUCCACGAAGACGAACAACCAGGGCCGACCUAACACUGUCUUCCUCAAAGCCACAUUACCAGAUCCCCAGAACGAGAGCGAGCGCAGAGUCGUGGGCGCAGCAAUCUGGCAACAAGCCUCCUUCGUGGAUGGCCAUGGCGAUCCUCCGUCGGACGACUUGGGUAGCGAUCUGGACGGACUUGACCCAACGGAGCAACGAUUCGCUAGCCAGAUGUUCCGCUCUCUGUUCAAACGACGCAUCGAGUAUGCGAAAGAGAAAACCAGCGAAAAUCCCCCAGCAGUCUUCGUUCUAGACAUGUGCGCAGUAGAUCCGGCGUUCCAGCGUAGAGGCAUCGCAGGGAAGCUGGUACAGUGGGGUCUUGAAGAAGCGAAGCGGAGAGGUGGACUUGAAUGCACGACCGAGGCCUCCAGUAUGGGCAGGGCUGUCUACAUGCGGCUAGGGUUUCAGUCAGAGGGUGAGGGAGACGUGGAAUACGUUGUUGAUGAAGAGUUUCGGGCUCGUGACAAGCCGCCCAAUGUGUUCCUACGGACAGGCGCGAGCACUAUGAGCCUACAAUGAGAUAAAUGGAAUGAAGAGUCUGGAAUAUCUUGGUGGCCGUAUCUACGGACCAUGACAGUGACAAGGCCUCUCUCCGCGUUAACAUUCACACAUUCAGCUAACUGCUUCUGAAAUACUUCAAAACCAGAUCCACCCUCUGCUUUUG